Lindgomyces ingoldianus is the source of this 932-nucleotide messenger RNA. RefSeq lists its product as uncharacterized. The record is from RefSeq and is a predicted model, not a curated record. The transcript has 3 exons. NCBI's taxonomy places the organism in Eukaryota, Fungi, Ascomycota, Dothideomycetes, Pleosporales, Lindgomycetaceae. The coding region runs from base 149 to 682 and encodes 177 amino acids.
CUUUUCUCGAGGUAAAUGGGAAUAUCAACAGCAUCGAGAAGUCUCCAACCCUCGCUUCAUACAUUCGCUGCCAACGUAACUACUCCCAGCCCAUCAAUCGCUACGACUCCUUCCCAAGUACAUCCCAAGUCUCCCCAACAUCUUCAAGAUGCUCUUCCAAAACACCCUUGUUACUCUUCUUGCCUCGGCAUCCUUCGCUGCGGCCGCUGCCUUCCCAGGCUAUGGAGAGAAGUCGACCUGCUCCGCUGUAUAUGUCACCAAGACUACCACUGGGGAACAUACAACCACAUAUCUUUCCACGAAGACUAUAGUGGUUCCAAUCACCACCGUGACUUCAAAGGUUAAGACGACUGUCAACCCUUACCCAGUCACCAGCGUUGGCUAUUCUACCAAGACCGUCACCAAAUACUACACAACCGUCAAAACCAAGACCUACCCAGUCACCACUGUCACUUACACCACCAAAUACGAGACGGAAGUGGAGUCAAAGACAACAUGCGAGACCUCCCCAUACACCCUCGUCAUCACCUCCUACAAAACUGACGUCAGUACCUGCCCGGAAACUUAUGUCACAAGCAAGACCGAGAGCUCCGUCUGCACCGAAACGAAGACCGUGCCUUACACGACCACUUGUGUCGAGACCAAGACUGCUUGCUCUGGUGGCUAUGGCCAAGGCUGGUAAGCGGUAACUAGGCAUCGCAUCACAUAUGGCAUGGAAAUGCCAUUUUGCUUCAAAAUCUUAGCAAGGACAUGACUUAGGCUAGGAUAAUUGCGUUUGGAUAUCGGGUAUGGAGACACUCCUUUUACUGCUGUUGAUCUAUUACUACGCGGAGGACUGUCGUUUUCUCCUGCUGCCGUUUCGAUCGUUUAAGCUAGAGAACAUGGAUAUCCACUCCUUAUAUUCCGUAGUAUUUAAUCUAAUAGUAUUUCGG